Periophthalmus magnuspinnatus is the source of this 3256-nucleotide messenger RNA. RefSeq names its product glucosidase, beta (bile acid) 2 (gene gba2). Gene Ontology annotation, cellular component: membrane. Lineage: Eukaryota; Metazoa; Chordata; Actinopteri; Gobiiformes; Gobiidae. Bases 346 to 2901 code for a protein of 851 amino acids. The record is from RefSeq and is a predicted model, not a curated record. Gene Ontology annotation, biological process: central nervous system development; glucosylceramide catabolic process; carbohydrate metabolic process. The transcript has 18 exons. Gene Ontology annotation, molecular function: glucosylceramidase activity; beta-glucosidase activity.
GUAAAUGAUGCGUUAGCAGCAGCUUCGACCGGACAAACGUUUACAGCAGCGAAACAACUCGAAAUAACACGAUCUCACUGGUGUUUCAUUCCACUCUCCUGAUUCUCUGCACGAUACUUCCUCAUAUGAUUUACUGUAACUCAUCUGUGCAAUAAGAGAGAGACAAGGGCUUUAAAAUGACACAUGAUCGAGACUGAUCAGUGCAGGAGCUUCUAAAGCUGAAGAUUCUCCAGGACAUUGAGGGAUGAGCUAGACUUCUGGUUGAAUACUUUACACAAGUUUAAAUCUGCUGGACUGUGAAUACUAUACACUUGUCAAGUUUAAAUCUGCUGGACUGCUGCUAAAAUGACAGACUGGGGGGAGAAAUCCACUGCAGACCUGAUGAGCAGUUAUGUGGCCAAAGACCCAGGCUGUGGAGUGCCCAAGGAGGGCUGGAGAGUCUGUCUGGCUCAUGAGUUCAAAGAGAAGAGGAAACCUUUUCAGGCUAAAGAUGUGUCCCUGUCCCAGAUCUUUGAGCAUGUUGGCCUUGGAAUUAGGUAUUUAAAAUGGUGGUACAAAAAGACCCAAGUGGAAAAGAAGGCCCCGUUUAUUGACAUGUUUGGAGCUCAACCUUUACGUCAAAUCUAUGGGGUUCCACUCGGUGGUAUUGGAGGAGGCACCAUCACUAGAGGGUGGAGAGGGGAGUUUUGCAGGUGGCAGUUGAAUCCUGGCAUGUACACCUACAAAACAGUUACAGCUAAUCAGUUCACAGUGUGUUUGCGGCGUGGUGGACAAACACUGUACCAGCAGGUGCUGUCCGUGGAGCGGCCUCCCACGUUACAAGGCUGGAACUGGGGCUAUUGUGGAGAGUAUGCCUUCUACCACGCCCUGUACCCCAGGGCCUGGACCGUGUACCAUCUGCCGGGGCAAAACGUCACUCUCACUUGUCGGCAGGUCUCCCCCGUCAUCCCACAUGAUUAUAAGGACUCAAGUCUGCCAGCAGCCAUAUUUGUGUGGGACAUUGAGAACAAGAAUGAUUACGAUCUGGAAGUCUCCAUAAUGGUUACGGUGGUUAACGGGUCGGGCCACAAAAGCGACAAGAGCGGGGGGCAUUGGAAUGAACCAUUUCACCUGGAGAAGGAGGGUGAGGCUGUGUCUGGGGUUCUGCUACAUCACUGCUCCACAGUCAAUCCGUACACACUGAGUGUAGCAGCCAGAGAACAGGCAGAUCGAGAGGUCAGUUACCAGACUGCCUUCAAUCCAAAGGGGACGUGUAGUAACCUGUGGACAGACCUCAUCACUGAUGGACGACUUGACUCUCCCACGGGCUCUAGUCCUCCUACGUCUAAAGGGGAAAAAGUUGCAGCCGCGCUGGCUGCAGGCUGCUGUGUGCCUCCUCGGGCUCAUAACUCCCUGGAGUUCUGUCUUGCCUGGGACAUGCCCAAAGUCAUGUUUGGCUCCAGAGAAAGGCAACACCUCAGGAGAUACACACGUUACUUUGGAAUGAAAGGGGACGCAUGCCCCUCACUCUGCCACUAUGCGCUAACACAUUACAAAAAGUGGGAGGAGAGCAUUGAGGAGUGGCAGAAGCCUAUACUUCAAGACAGUUCCCUUCCCUCGUGGUAUAAGUCUGCUCUGUUUAAUGAGCUGUACUUUGUGACGGAUGGAGGAACGGUGUGGACCGAGCUCCCAGAGGACGCAGAUGUGAGCGGCGGUCUGCGUAGUGAGUGUGGUGGGCUGCCUGCUCAACCUGAUGUCAUCAAAGAGUAUGGACGGUUUGCAUAUUUAGAAGGUCAAGAAUACCGAAUGUACAACACUUACGAUGUUCACUUUUACGCAUCUUUUGCACUGAUCAUGCUGUGGCCCAAACUGGCUUUGAGUCUUCAGUAUGAUAUAGCCGGGAGUGUGGUCCAAGAAGACCCCACUGAGCGCCUCCACUUGAUGAGCGGACGCUACUCUCUCGUCAAAGCAAAAAAUGUGGUGCCUCAUGACAUUGGAGACCCAGAUGAUGAGCCAUGGCAGAGGGUAAACGCCUACCUCAUUCACGACACUGCAGACUGGAAAGACUUGAACCUGAAGUUUGUUCUACAAGUUUACAGAGACUUUCAUCUCACCCAAGACGAGCAGUAUCUGCAGGACAUGUGGCCCAUCUGCAAAGCAGUGAUGGAGUCUGAGCUAAAGUUUGACCUCGAUGGAGAUGGGCUGAUCGAAAACUCUGGAUAUGCAGAUCAGACGUACGAUGGCUGGACAGUGACCGGACCAAGUGCCUAUUGUGGUGGACUUUGGCUGGCCUCGUUGUGUGUUAUGUGUAAAAUGGCUACACUUUUGGAUCACAAAGACUCUUAUGAACACUACAGGGACCUGCUCGACCGGGGCAGUGCUGCUUUUGAAAAACGGCUGUGGAAUGGCAGUUACUAUAACUACGACAGCAGUGGGAGGAGCCAUUCAAACAGUGUGAUGUCAGACCAAUGCGCCGGGCACUGGUUCCUCAGGGCGUCUGGAUUAGGAGAGGGAGAAUUCAAGGCAUUUCCCGUAGACAAGAUCCGCAGUGCACUGAAAACGGUGUAUGACUUGAAUGUGAUGAGUUUUGCUGAAGGUCAGAUGGGAGCUGUGAAUGGCAUGCGACCUGAGGGAGUCACUGACCGUUCCAGUGUCCAGUCGGAUGAAGUCUGGAUUGGAGUGGUCUAUGGACUGGCUGCUACAAUGAUCCAUGAGGGGAUGCGGAGUGAGGGUCUGCGCACAGCGGAGGGCUGCUAUCGGACGGUGUGGGAGCGUCUGGGCAUGGCCUUCCAGACUCCAGAGGCCUACUGCGAGAAGGGGAUUUACCGCUCCCUGGCCUACAUGCGACCGCUCAGCAUCUGGGCCAUGCAGCUAGCACUUAGCUCUGCAGGAGACACUGCAGACAACCGUUUAUGUGUUUAAGGUUAUGUUCUCACUGGACUUUUAUUGUAUAAGCUUUCAAGGAACAAUAAAAAAUCUAAUGGUUUUGGAGCAUCAUAUUUUAUUUGAAAUACUGUGCAAUGCUAAAAGUAUGUGUCAGAUGUUUAAUUCUCCUCCCUGCACUACAAUGAUCAUCGAUCAUGUUUUAACUUAGCAGCUACUUUGUUCUAAAAUAGGACACUUUUGUAAUGAUAUUCUGUCCUUUGAAUCAUGAUAUGGAUUUAAAUGAAAGUAUGUUCUUCUUAAAAGCAUGUGCCUUUGACUGUAAGCACGUAAACAUAAUGUUUUAUAGUUACCGUGACCAUGACAAUCAUGAUCAUUAAAUAAUAAAAUAAAA